Molecule: messenger RNA, 300 nt
Organism: Alternaria arborescens
Lineage: Eukaryota; Fungi; Ascomycota; Dothideomycetes; Pleosporales; Pleosporaceae
Exons: 2
Coding region: 1-300 (99 amino acids)
Source: RefSeq, a predicted model, not a curated record
AUGGGUGUUGUGGAACUGUGGACUCUUUAUGCAUUCGCCGUCUCUUUCACGUUCUUGCGCACAUACGCGAGGCUAUCAGCCGUAGGCUAUCGCCAACUUCAAGUUGACGACUAUCUCGUAUGGAUUGCGAUCCUCAUUUAUACAGCUCAGUGCAGCCUUGGGUACAGCCUGGGAGUAUAUGUUCAUGGUUUCGCAAAUGAUGGCAUGACACCUCAUGAGCGCAGUGCGCUUUCGCGAGACGAUCCCGAGUAUGGCAUGAGGUAUUUUAAGCGCCAGUGCAAAGUGCCAAAGGUGCAAUAA